GGCCAUCGAUCCGAGAGGCCGGAGGGCUGAGGGGGCGGGGCGGGGUAGGGCUGCGGUGGAAGCGAUGCGGUACAACGAAAGGGAGCUGCUGUCGCUCUCCCGGCAACCGGCCGAAAAGGCGGCAGAGGUUCUCAUGCGCGCCCCCAAGAAAGGAAGCGCCUUGAAGAAACGCCUGGUGAAGUUAGUGGUCAACUUUCUCUUUUACUUCCGAACAGACGAAGCUGAGCCCAUUGGUGCUUUAUUGUUGGAACACUGCAAGAUCAGCAAAGAAGAAGAAAAUGUCUUUUCCAUCAGCUUCCUUGAAGAGCCAGAGAGGAAAUACUACUUUGAAUGUGACACAGAAGAGCAGUGCCAGGAAUGGAUUGAGGUCCUUCGCAAGGCCAGUUACGAAUUCAUGAGAAGCAGCUUGAUCUUUUAUCGGAAUGAGAUCCAGAAGAUGACCGGAAAGGAUCCCUUGGAGCAAUAUGGCAUCUCAGAGGAAGCCCGUUUCCAGCUGGGGGCACGGAAACUUUAACCCACAUAAGGUGAACACAGGAACUCCCAACUGCUGAAAUGUCAACAAGAGUAAAUUCUCUAUUUUUUUUUAUGAACUGAAGGGAGGGGAAAGGGAAUCUGUUUCUUAAAAAAAAAAAAAAACCAUCCACACCAUCCCUUCCACUGCUUUGUGAUCCCAGUUUUGCUACUACCAAUAGCCACAGCUGUAAUGAAAAGAUUAUUAUUGAUAAGGAGGAUCAGUUUUGUGGCUGGGUUAAUUUUAUUAGUUCUGCCUCUAUUGCUAUAGACACGUGUGCAGAGCAAAUACGCUUGUAAAAAUGAAGGGAAUGGGGAAAGGGAGCUUCACAUUUGGAAGGAGGCCUUGAUUUUAAUGCUCGUUUCAAUCCUCUUUGGUAAGGCACUGAGGUUUUAGUGAAGAUGGCA
Crotalus tigris (Tiger rattlesnake) is the source of this 918-nucleotide messenger RNA. RefSeq names its product pleckstrin homology domain containing J1 (gene PLEKHJ1). Lineage: Eukaryota; Metazoa; Chordata; Lepidosauria; Squamata; Viperidae. Gene Ontology annotation, cellular component: trans-Golgi network; early endosome; recycling endosome. Bases 65 to 514 code for a protein of 149 amino acids. The record is from RefSeq and is a predicted model, not a curated record. Gene Ontology annotation, biological process: receptor recycling; endosome organization; retrograde transport, endosome to Golgi. The transcript is spliced from 6 exons.